UGCUUCAGAUGGACACUGAGGAUAUUAUUAAUUCUGAGGCCGACCUUCAAAUUCAUCUAGUGUAGGGGAGGUCGACCUUCAAAUUCAUCUAGUGUAGGGAUUACUAAACUACCUUUCUACGGAAAGAAGAAUAUAUUGAACGAUGGCAGACGAUACGCUAUGCUAGAUCAUAAGUAUACACACAUUGGAGAAAACAACGAAAAGAGCAAUUAGGACAUACUAUUAGACUGCUAGCAGGAGAGAAAUCAAUUGAGACCAGGCUGAUCUCGUCAUGGACGACUCCAAAGAGAGCUUGAGAAAGGAGUUUCUGCUAGAUGUGGACGGAUCAGGCGAUGAGGGAGCCUGUCAUCCGAAAAUACGAGUACGAGAUCUGCGAAGAAAAACAGAGGAAGGAGCUUCCAUUCUGUCAGGAGUGUCGGUGGACAUAUGGAAGGGGAGCGUGGUGGGCAUAAUAGGACCCAGCGGCAGUGGAAAGUCCACGUUUUUGAGGUCUCUCAACCGCCUGUGGGAGGCCCCGCCGGAUUCCGUUUUCCUCGACGGAAAGGACAUAACAAAACUCAACGUACUCUCUCUCCGUCGGCGGGUCGGCAUGCUCUUCCAGACACCAGCCCUGUUUGAUGGAACCGUGGCAGACAAUAUACGAUAUGGUCCAAGCUUACAGGGCAAGAAACUGAAAGACCAAGAUGUGGUAGACUUUUUGAAUUUGGCGGACCUGGACGCCUCCUUCGCCGCCAAAUCUGGCAGCGCCCUCUCCGUUGGACAGGCACAGCGUGUGGCCCUGGCCAGAACCCUGGCCAAUGAACCAGAGGUUUUAUUGCUAGACGAGCCGACAAGUGCUCUGGAUCCCAUCUCAACGCAGCACAUCGAGGAUUCUAUCGUGAAGCUGAGAACCGUCAAGGAGAUGACUAUCGUUAUGGUUUCCCAUAGCGUGAAACAGAUUCAGAGAAUAGCAGAUGUAGUUUGUCUGCUAGUUGAUGGGCAGAUUGUGGAGGUUUUGAAGCCUGAUGAGCUUUCCAGUGCUAACCAUCCGAUGGCUCGCAGAUUUCUGGAAUUGAGCGCCUGACCUCCCCCGGGUAUAUCGCCAAGCCCGAAUCACCGUAUAUAAUAAUAAUGGCGACUUUUUAACUUUUGUCUCAGCAGUAUUUUGUCCGCAAACGCAAGUGGAUCCUGUCGUUUCAUAUGUAUUUUAUAAAGUAAAUUUUGUUUGUAAGCGAUUGCUUCACAUGCCUGAUAAGAUUCUGAAUUGCACAGAACUAAAGCAAUGGUAAAAUGGUUUUGAAACAUUCUUAAAAGCUCAAACUUAAAGUGUUUCAUAAGAUAACUCGAUUCUUGA
This is a messenger RNA of Cryptomeria japonica (Japanese cedar), 1333 nucleotides long. RefSeq names its product ABC transporter I family member 17. Gene Ontology annotation, cellular component: membrane. NCBI's taxonomy places the organism in Eukaryota, Viridiplantae, Streptophyta, Pinopsida, Cupressales, Cupressaceae. Gene Ontology annotation, molecular function: ATP binding; phosphate transmembrane transporter activity; ATP hydrolysis activity. Gene Ontology annotation, biological process: phosphate ion transmembrane transport. The coding region runs from base 272 to 1063 and encodes 263 amino acids. The record is from RefSeq and is a predicted model, not a curated record. The transcript has 4 exons.